Selaginella moellendorffii is the source of this 866-nucleotide messenger RNA. Its product is annotated as transcription factor TT8. The transcript has 3 exons. The record is from RefSeq and is a predicted model, not a curated record. Gene Ontology annotation, molecular function: protein dimerization activity. NCBI's taxonomy places the organism in Eukaryota, Viridiplantae, Streptophyta, Lycopodiopsida, Selaginellales, Selaginellaceae. Bases 1 to 651 code for a protein of 216 amino acids.
AUGGCAAUUCCCACUACCUCGCAGGCAAUGAUCAAGAGGAUGCUGCUAGCACUAGCUCAAAUAGAAGAAGUAAGAAAACGAGCUCGUGGCUUAGCACAAGGACCAACACAAACUAUGUCAGGAGGAGAAGAUGCACGUACCCGAACUGUACACAUAGACGCCGAGCGAAACAGAAGAAGGAGGCACAAGGACAGCAUUUCGAGGUUGAGGUCGUUGAUCCCAUUCAAAACGAAGGAUAAGUUAUCUGUGCUGCAAGGAGCAAUAGAUCACAUGCAAUACCUACAAAGAAGGGUAGCACAGUUAGAGAACAGCAAGGCAACAACAGAAGAAACGGCCGGCCCAGGAGCAGAGAUCGGGGCAAUCAAGACAGAACUUACAACCAGUGACGAUCGAGAUGAGUUGUCUGUGAAUGCUCUCGACGAUGAAGGAACUUUUGCCAUCCGGAUACAUAGAAGAAGACCACAGCGUCAGGACGUUAUGCUUCAGCUGCUCAACUACCUGUGGAGCUUAGGAUUGUCGGUCACGUCUAUAGACUCGGCAGUGACAGAGAAUAGCUUUCGAGCUGCUUUAGUAGCAAAACUAAGGAAUAACAGCAAUAGGAAAAUCCAGCCUACUGACAUUGAGACAUUUUUGAAUAAGCUCUUGAUUUGAGAGAACUCGGCUUUGAUGAAGAUCUGAUACUUCCAAGCCCACAACAAAUUUUGGUCGUUGUUUAGCAAUUCAAAGAGGUCCCGACUGUGCCCCAGGCAAAAUAACUAACACUGUAGUAAAGAGUAGAAUCGUGAGACAAACAUCUGGUUUUUCAUGACAAGAACUUACAGCAGUGCUCCCAAAAAAAUAAAUUUAGAGAGUGCUCUUGAGUGUCA